AUGCGAUCACCAGCAAUUUUUGUCCCUGCCCUGAGAGCUUCCAACAUGAAACCUUCAGAAACAAAGCAUACGCCACCAGCGACUGAAGCUUUGGGCUCGAGCAGAACAAAAUGCCGAAGGACUCUGGAUCGUUCCAAUCCUGACGGACAGGACACAUCGUUCGGAAGCGUGGCAUUGCUGGUGAGUUUCCAGAGACGUUUCUUGCAGCCAUCCUUAGCUGAGCGAAAGAUGAGCAUCAGGAGAGGCCGUAACGGUGACAAGCAAUACAAAUGGACGUCUCCUGUAAAUGGUCAAAAGAAAGCGCAUCAGGGAGGUUACUUCACACUCCAGUUGCCUUUUAGAGGAAUUCUUUCACUUUCCUUGAAUAACAAUGUGCCUGAUUCCAGUCCUUCUACAGUCAAGCCUGACGGUGCGCCUCCUUCGCUGUCAACCGUUCCACAACGGGAAAAGAAAAGGAGAAAAUUGAGUCUCCGGGGCUUCCUGGUGACGGUGACGACCGCUACCGGGGCCGCGUCCCUCCCUGCUAGGAUAGGAGCAGUGCCCGCCGGGGAAGCCACCGUCUCCGGGCGCCGCCGCCACUGCUCACGAGCCUCCCCCGCAGGGUCCCCGCAGCGGAGACCUCCCCGGCUUCCCAGCAGGCGCCUCGGGCCCCUCAGGUCUGUGAGUCAAGUGUGUGUGGAAAAAUCACUCCUGUUCAGAAGUAACACGCCUUAUCCUACGGAUACCAUAGCUGUCCCUGGUGGACAUGAUCUGCUGUUCUGUGUGCAGCUGGAUGACGCAAAGCUGAACUAUUUCCAACAGCCACAGGAUAUCAAAGAAUCUGAUUUUGUGAAGCUCUUGGAGAAGUAUGGCAAAGUCCAGCCAUCAUUCUCUGCCUUUUACCGGGCUGGUGAUCCAAUCCUAAUCUACUUUGAUUCAUCAUCUCUACUGAGCACGCUUAAACAGCCAGUAAAAAUGGGAGCCAGUGGACUUUGUGUUGAUGGAAAUCCUGCUGGCUUCCUGGACAGUAAAAGCACAAGCUGUACUCGGAUUUUUGCCAACUUGAGCAAGAGCUGCAUUACUGACCCUGCCCUAGAUGCUGCCUCCUACUACCGUGGCUUCACUGUGCUAAAGGUCCCAAUUAAUGACACUGUUGUGCAGUCCAUGAAGGUAAAUGUCACCGCAGUCGCACCACCUGGACCUCCCCACAUGAAAGACAACACGUGUAACAAUGUUGUUUCUGAGGUGAUCUAUGAGAUAGAAUUCAGUGGCACACGUGGGAUUCAGAGUGUUUCUGUCCGGUUCAAAGUGAGCAACAUCUCUGGGAACUCAGGAUCCUCUCUGCAGCAGCAGUUCACUUUGCACUUCUGGACCAGGACUCUUUCUCAUACGUUGCCUAGAAGUGGAAACCCCGGCUAUAUCACUGGAGCGCCACUGUUGAUUGCGAACAGUGGUGCUAUGCAGCAUAUGAGCAUUUUACAGAGUGAAGGUGAUGGAAGUUGCUCACAGUUCCUCAGACACACAGUACAAUUUGGAAGAAAUAUGAGGACAGGCUGCGAGCUCAGCUUAUCCCCAAUACUGGACAAAAGUAACUGUAGUUACAUCCAGCAGAGGUUAUACAAGGCUCUUCAGGGGAUGAACAGAGCAGAGGACCUUGCUAUAACUGGCAGUGCUCAUUCAGCCCAGGCAGAGGAGUGGACGACCAUUCUGAUUCAGAACUGCAGCGUGCAGGCUGUGAAUAGCACUUCUGGUUGUGUGGUUCCUGUGACCCUGGAGAUACAGAUAUUGUGGACUAAGGUGGGCCUUCUGUCCAACCCACAAGCUCAAAUACUGGGUGCACGGUACUUUUACCAGUGUCGCCCCCUGAAGUUCCUAAGUACAAGCAUGGUACCUUUGACAACUGUCGUUACCUUCACUGACAUGACGAAAUGGCCAGAACCUCCACGAGGCCAGCCCCAAAUGCACUGGAAACUCCCAUUUGACAUUUUUUUCCCAUUCAAGGUGGCAAUGAAUUUGGAAAGAAGUUAUAUAAGUGAACUGGCUGGCUAUUUUUUCUUGAUUCUAAUAAUGUCUAGUAUUCUCUGCUUUUGA
Molecule: messenger RNA, 2070 nt
Organism: Nipponia nippon (crested ibis)
Lineage: Eukaryota; Metazoa; Chordata; Aves; Pelecaniformes; Threskiornithidae
Source: RefSeq, a predicted model, not a curated record